This is a messenger RNA of Ananas comosus (pineapple), 1060 nucleotides long. RefSeq lists its product as uncharacterized. Lineage: Eukaryota; Viridiplantae; Streptophyta; Magnoliopsida; Poales; Bromeliaceae. The transcript has 4 exons. The record is from RefSeq and is a predicted model, not a curated record. The coding region runs from base 110 to 814 and encodes 234 amino acids.
GGCAUUAAUUGUUUCGUCGCGCUUCUCCUUCUCCUCCUCCUCCUCCUCCCCGGCGCCCCGAUCCCUCCGAAGCACGAAGAGAAAAGAGAGAAGCUUCGUCGCAAUAUCCAUGGCGAGAGCUACACCCCUCUCUCCUCUCCCUCUCCGUUUCCUACCCUUCGUCGUCGUCGUCGUCGUCGUUGUCGUCGUCCUGGGGACCUCCCAUGGCCAAACCUCGAUCCCGCGCAGGUACGACGGGUUCACCUACGGAGGCGCCGCGGCGUGGGACGACUCCGUGGUCGUGGAGGCGUUCUUCGACCCGCUCUGCCCCGAUAGCCGAGACUCGUGGCCCCCGCUGAAGCGGGCGAUCGAGCGCUUCGCCCCUCGCGUCUCCCUCAUCGUCCACCCCUUCCCCCUCCCCUACCACAAUAAUGCUUUCCUUGCUUGCCGUGCUCUUUAUAUAGCAAAGAAGCUGAAUGCAUCCUCAGUCUAUCCCUUGCUGGAGCUGUUUUUCAAGAAUCAGGAAAACUAUUACAAUGGACCAACUACAAACAUGUCGAGAGCUGCCAUAACAGAGGAUAUUUCGAAGCUCGCAGUUAGGGCUGUCGGGAACUCGCUAUUGGCUGAUUUUUUAUCAGGAUUUCAAGAUUCAGCAACAGAUCAAGCUGCAAGAGUUUCCUUCAAGUAUGGCUGCUCGAGAGGGGUGAGUGGUGCGCCGUUCUUCUUCGUAAAUGGAUUCGUCUUGCCGGAUGCUGGCUCGCCUCUCGACUACGAUACAUGGGAAGGCAUCCUCGAACCGCUGCUGGAGACGCAAAGUGGAAGAGCAGAGCUGUGAUUUUCUCCCUCUGUAAGCGGCUAUCUGUGUUAUGUUAUGUAAGGUUCAGUUUCCUGACUGUAAGCUGAAGUUUCGUGUUCUUAGAAGAUGCUUAAAUUUGUAAAAUUUGUCCUCUGUCUCGAUCUGAAACAAUUCCUGUUCUACAGGGUUUUAAUGUGACAGUUGUGAAUAGCACCUAUUUUGUAGUAAGAAAUGCAUAUAAUAUGUGCUCAAUCUAUUAUCUGGAAGAAGCACUUUUUGGUUGCA